GAUUAGUCGUGUCAAAGGCUGUAUGUAGCACUUCUCAACUGUCACGAUACAGAAUGUCAUUGAAGAUUCAACUGGAUUAAGAUUUAUUUUACUUAUUGUUAUACGCCAUAUAAGCCUAUGUUUUUGUAUUUUGUAGACUGACGUAUGUACAAGAUAAACGAAAAACUAAUGUUUCCGUCAGUGUUACAUUAACUGUAAGGAUGUAACUGAAAGAACUGCGUACACAAAAAAGACAUGGACACAGCUGAAAAGUAUCUUUUCAUUUCUUAAAGAGAACAAAGGUUAAAUGAAGCCAGAGACACCAAGACCUCGCAUAGCGGACAAUGGCAGACAAAUCCAGAUUAUUUUUUCUCAGAUCAGCCCAGCAGGUGUUGAGAUGUGUGUACAGCAGGAGAUCAGUAGCUUCUGUCAAUCAAAUUUACUCCACAAAACCUCCUCUACCUACAAACUCGUUAGCAUGGGCUUAUAAGAUCUCCAGAACCUGCUCUACUUACACUUCAGGUCAAAGCAGUUUUUCACAGAGAAGCCACACAUGUGGAGAACUGUGCUCCAGUCAUGUAGACAAAGAAGUUACUUUAUGUGGCUGGAUUCAGUACUUGAGGCAAGAUCUUUUUGUGAUCUUGAGAGACUUCAGUGGAUUGGUGCAAAUACUUAUCCCACAGGAUGAGUCCAAAUCUGAACUCAAGAAUGCUUUUCUUGGCCUCACGGUGGAGUCGGUCAUCAUGGUCAAAGGACGGGUCAGACGUAGACCAGAGGGACAGGAGAAUAAGAAAAUGUCCACAGGAGAAAUUGAGGUCUGUGCUGAUUGCAUGAAAGUGCUGAAUACCUGCCGAAAGCUGCCGUUUGAGAUUAAAGAAUUUGUCAAAAAAUCAGAAUCCCUCCGGAUGCAGUAUCGUUAUCUUGAUCUUCGGUCACCCGGGAUGCAGUACAAUUUACGACUGCGAUCACAAAUGGUGAUGAAAAUGAGGGAGUACCUUUGCAAUUUGCAUGGAUUUGUGGAUGUGGAAACACCAACGUUGUUUAAAAGAACACCUGGGGGUGCCAAAGAAUUUGUGGUGCCAUCUGGAGACCCUGGGAAGUUCUAUUCUCUUCCACAGAGCCCACAGCAGUUCAAACAGCUUCUUAUGGUGGCUGGCAUAGACCGGUACUUUCAGCUCGCUCGCUGCUACAGAGAUGAGGGCUCCAAGCCUGACAGACAGCCUGAAUUCACACAGGUGGAUAUUGAGAUAUCCUUUGUAGACCAGGCUGGAGUCAUGAGUUUGAUUGAAGGCUUGGUUCAGUACUCCUGGCCAGAGGACAAAGGACAGAUUAAUGUUCCCUUUCCCUCCAUGACUUAUGAGGAAGCCAUGAGAGACUACGGAGUUGACAAACCAGACACUAGAUUUGGGAUGAAGCUUGUGGAUGUCACCACAGCAUUCCAGGGAACGCAAAUUGAGUUCAUCAAAGAUGUACUUCUUGAACCAAGUGGCUGCAUUCAGGCUAUCUGCGUCCCAGAAGGAAUGAAACACCUGAAGGGCAAAGACUUAGAGUUCCUGAAACAAGCAGCCAAGACACAGUAUGGUCAGGAGGUGAGCGUGGCUCCAGUAAGGGCAGAUGGUUCACUGAAAUCCCCUCUCAGCCGACUGCUCUCGGACACGGCCAAACAGCAGCUGCUCCAGAUGGCCCAGGCCAAUGCUGGAGACCUGAUCUUCAUCACGGCCGGACCCCAGGAGAAAGUGCGCCCUCUGCUGGGGAAGCUGAGACUGCAGUGUGCGGAGCUGCUUGAGCGUUACGGCGUGCCUGUUCGUGACCCCUCUGUCUUUCACUUCUUGUGGGUACUGGACUUUCCCCUUUUCUUACCCAAAGAGGACGAUCCAGAGAUGCUUGAGUCUGCCCACCAUCCCUUCACGGCUCCAGUCCCCGAGGACGCCCAUCUGCUGUACACCCAACCCAACAAGGUGCGUGGCCAGCAUUACGACUUGGUGCUGAAUGGCUGUGAGAUCGGAGGAGGUUCAAUUCGAAUCCACAAUGCCUCUCAGCAGCUGUUUGUCCUGGACAAGAUUCUCAAGGAAGACCCAUCGCUUCUUUCUCAUCUAUUGGAGGCUUUGGACUCCGGGGCCCCUCCUCAUGGUGGAAUCGCAUUAGGGCUGGAUCGACUGGUGUCCAUCAUUGUAGGAGCUCCCAGUAUCAGAGAUGUCAUAGCUUUUCCAAAAUCCUUCAGAGGUCACGACCUCAUGAGUCACGCUCCAGACUUCGUCUCUGAAGAAGACCUGAAGCCGUACCAUAUUUCUGUGGUCUGGCCCAGCGCAGAUACAGAGGGUCAACAGAACUCAAUGUAAGCACUAAAAUGGUUAAUAUGUGUAUGUUUCACCAUCUGUGCCCACGCUGGUGAUGGACCUAAGAGCAGGAUCACUCCCUGUCCUGAGAGAAUUGAGCACCAUCUUCAGUGUGAAGGUGACGUCUGUGUCCUUCACAUCAGGAAACUCUUCUCGUCUGCUGCUUGAAUAGAUCAGUCAUGUGAUUUCUCAUCAUAUACAUACUCUGUAAUUAGUGCUUUCAACUGUACAUUUUUUGUAAUGAAAUUUGUUUCAGUGAAAUCCAGAGAGAACAUGGAUGAAUAUUUCAGUAGGGGGCAGUGUUGUUCCAUUCCGUCAUUUUACAUUGCUCCCCCCCCCCCUCUCCACAUGCCCUGUGGUGAAGUCAGCAUGCAUCAUAUCCUACAUUUUUCUUCCCACCACCAGACAUACCAAAUAAAGCUACAUUUCAGUUUUUCUCAGCGAUGCCUUAUCUGCAAAAGCAGAUGCUCAUUUUUCAUGCCCAGGUACAGCUACUCAUUACAGCCAGUGUUGUUUUAAAACAGACCUGUGCGCUGGCCACCAAGCUGUGAACAAAGUUCUUUGUGUAUGACAUGCUGUUUUUGCUGCUCUUCCAAUGACUUUUUCUUAAGUACCCACUCAUCACCUAUUUACAUGACCAUGUUUACUUGAAGUACCUGCCCAUGUUCGGUACAUUUCUAUUAGUGCUUUAGAGACAAUUUCAACUUGGUUGUUUUAAACAGGCACAAUAUUUAAGAUUUUCAGAUUAUAAUAUCCAAAAACCACUAGAACAAUCUUAUAUAUUUUGUUGACUUGUGUACUUAUAUUAUCCCAAAUGUUACCAAAAAUGUUUAAAUCAAGAGAAAUAAGCAAUUUUAACCAGGACACGGACCGUGUCCGUGCAUCACCUAUAAAUGAUCCUCGAUUUCUGUGUCUUUGGUGGAAACACCAAAGACACUUUAAUAUAUUGUGUUUUAUUAGACAGGUGAGCAACUGUUUGGAUACAUUUGUUGACAGAAAAUUAAUCAUGUUAUAUAGCUCAAUACAUUAAGUCUUAUUGUUUAAAUCUUGUUUUCUUGAUUUACCAUUGAGUACCAUGUUUUACCAUGUCUAAUAUCGAUCUAGCUUACUGCAGUGUGCAACGAGCGUCUCAUAGUAGCUGCCGAUCGAAUGCACAGAGUAGCACUAUAACAACUUUCAACACACAAAUGUAUGUAAUAUGAUAAAACAGAGCUGCUUUGGCCCACAUACAAAUGACUGGAAGAUAUGACGUCUGCAGCAUAAUAAAAGCUCCACUGCUCUCCAGCUGUGUUUCAGCCACACCCUGCUUCAUACAGUAAUAAAUCUUUAAUACAUUA
Megalobrama amblycephala (Wuchang bream) is the source of this 3652-nucleotide messenger RNA. RefSeq names its product aspartyl-tRNA synthetase 2, mitochondrial (gene dars2). Lineage: Eukaryota; Metazoa; Chordata; Actinopteri; Cypriniformes; Xenocyprididae. Gene Ontology annotation, cellular component: mitochondrion; cytoplasm. Gene Ontology annotation, molecular function: nucleic acid binding; aspartate-tRNA ligase activity; ATP binding. Bases 324 to 2318 code for a protein of 664 amino acids. The transcript is spliced from 17 exons. Gene Ontology annotation, biological process: aspartyl-tRNA aminoacylation. The record is from RefSeq and is a predicted model, not a curated record.